AUGGGUUCAGGUAAAAAUAUACAUCAGCUACCACUUAAAUACUCAUCAUCGGAUAAACACCGGUCACUGAAAUUGGUAUUACAAAGUGAGCUAAUAUACAAAUAUCAAUUGUACAUUCACAGUCCCGAGGAUGUUCCUUAUUUUAAUGCUGUAGGAUACCUUAUUUCUACAAGGCCGACAGUACACAAUUUUAAUGUCGAAGAGAUACACAACAAUGAUGAUGUAAUCCAUGAAAGUAUAACCCAGCGAAUGUGCAAAUUUCCGAUGGAAAACAACAGUUCAAUUUUCGUUUACAGCUUUUCCACUUGCAUGUCACAAAUCAGGAGCGAAAUGGAGAUGAAAACUUGCAAUUGCACGUUAUUCAAUCCUACAUCAACAA
Messenger RNA from Drosophila novamexicana, 379 nucleotides. RefSeq lists its product as uncharacterized. The transcript is spliced from 4 exons. The annotation marks the transcript as partial. Lineage: Eukaryota; Metazoa; Arthropoda; Insecta; Diptera; Drosophilidae. Gene Ontology annotation, molecular function: sodium channel activity. Gene Ontology annotation, cellular component: membrane. The record is from RefSeq and is a predicted model, not a curated record. Gene Ontology annotation, biological process: sodium ion transport.